Messenger RNA from Effrenium voratum, 714 nucleotides. The record is from the annotation of a GenBank genome assembly. Lineage: Eukaryota; Dinophyceae; Suessiales; Symbiodiniaceae.
GGGGCACACAGCUCCCCAUUUUGCGCGGCAUUCGCAGCAAUGGAAGGAGCAGCAAGGAUGAUUGCGGUGCCAGAUGCUUCGCCAGAGGAGCGAUGGAUCCAGGCGCUAUGGACUGGGGGAACCAACCUUGCGCUGCUGCCCGCCAUUGUGCUAACGGGUCAGUUGGACAUGUACUUCGAGAGCGUGGUAUGUUCUUUCGCCCUGUUCACCUCCAGUAUGUACCACGUGUGCCAGAGCCUCCGCUGCAGAUGUCUAGGUUUUAAUUCUGGCAGAUGGCAUCACAUGGACAAUGUUUUUGCAAUCACUGGAUUGCUCGUGAGCAUUGUGAACUUCUCCCAGGUCCCGAGGCCUUCCUCCUGGCGGGAACUGCGGAACACACUGGUGGUCAGCAUUGUGAUCUGCGCUCAGAUCUCAUCUCCCUGGGACUUGAUGCACAGCAUCGGUCCUUUGGCAGUGGGAGUCGUCCUCAUGUUUCUUGAGAUGAUCUACCUGCGAAGGUUGCCGACCCUCUGCAAGGCCGACCUUGUGAAGGCCGCGCUGUGCGCUUGUGGAGGUGGCCUGUGUUUCUACAAAGGCCUCGACCAGUUCGAAGACUGGCUCAGACUCUGGCACGGGGGGUGGCACAUCUUUGUGGGCGCCAUGUUGUACUACUGUGUGAGGGCCCAAAACCCACGGACCCGAGUGGCGGCAAAGGACGCCUGAGCAAUGGGAGGA